Molecule: messenger RNA, 909 nt
Organism: Colossoma macropomum (tambaqui)
Lineage: Eukaryota; Metazoa; Chordata; Actinopteri; Characiformes; Serrasalmidae
Product: oxysterol-binding protein-related protein 10-like
Source: RefSeq, a predicted model, not a curated record
CGGUGGACAGCAGAGAGCAGCAGAUGUGGAUGUCUCAGCUGCAGGCCUGCUCCAGACGCCUCUCCGACUGCAGCGCUAAGGUGAAGAAACUGAAGGACUCUGAUGAACACCUGUGUGUGGACCGGAGCACCAGUAACCUGGACACACAGGGUCGUGUGUGUAGUUUUUCUCUCCUCCCCUCCUCCUCCUCCUCUUCCUCUCCUGGAGUUCAGAGACAUCAUCCUGCAGCUCCCAGUAACAUCAUCACCAUCACUCACACACACCACAAAUCACCUGCAGCUGCGCGACGGAGCCGGACCCCCUACCCACACACACUGCUGGAGGUCAAAGAGGUGAUGUCCCAGGCCGAGGCCAGGCAGAAGACGCUGGUCCAGUCUAUAGAGGGUUUACCCCGUAGAGGUUCAGUAUCGUGUCUGGAUCAGGACCUUCUGCUGCUCAAAGCCACUUCAGCUGCCACCCUCAGCUGCCUGGGGGAGUGCCUGAGCAUUCUGCAGCACAGCCACACCCACAGCCAUGCCCACAACCAAGCCCCGGCCUCCGAUGGUGCUCACGUGUGGACAGUUCCAAAGUCCCCGUCGGCGGAGUGCGUGAGGAACGGAGGUGUGGCAGCUAUGCACUCGACAGAGCACUCGACAGAACCCUCGCCAUCGCUCAGGAAGAAAGGCCCCGCCCACAAUGCCGAGGUACUGCAGGCGCUCCUGUCUCACUGCUGCUGGGCGCUGUUUUGCUGCGCUCACAUGUUGACGUUGAAAAACCUCAUAUUGGUGCGAUCGACAGCUGCAUGCAGACGUGUGAAUGUUGCCAUGGUGACAGCUAGUGCCGUAACUAGGAUCCAAAUUUGUACAAGGUCAAUUUUAUAGGAAAGUGACCAACAUCAAACCGUGAAUAAACUUCUGGAUGUGUGAAUUA